Molecule: messenger RNA, 2066 nt
Organism: Aedes aegypti (yellow fever mosquito)
Lineage: Eukaryota; Metazoa; Arthropoda; Insecta; Diptera; Culicidae
Product: protein RFT1 homolog
Exons: 4
Coding region: 261-1964 (567 amino acids)
Biological process (GO): glycolipid translocation; dolichol-linked oligosaccharide biosynthetic process
Cellular component (GO): endoplasmic reticulum membrane
Source: RefSeq, a predicted model, not a curated record
CAUUCAAUAUUUGCUGCUCUGUUUUUAUUUACAAUCCAGCAUUCAGCUGUUUUUGCUCGGCCGACACAAUCGUAAAAUUGGCUCAGGUAGAAAUUCUCACCAGAUAAAGUGCAACUUUGGUUUUAUUUCCGGUGCGAUAUGGUGCCAUAGUGAUGCUGAAUCUCUGGUCGAUCAUAACAAGGGAGAAUGUUUAAUAGACAAGUUUGAAUCGCUUAAAACUCCGGCUCACGACAAACGGGACGAACGUCGUAAAUCUAAAAAUGGGAAGAAAUAUUUUGGCUAGCAGUUUGCAAAAUGCAUCCUUCAGCAUCGUAUUUCAGAUAUUCUGCCGGUGUAUCACAUUUGCCAUUAACGCCUUUAUCGUGCGAAGUGUCGGUCGAGAUGUGCUGGGAAUCACCAACGUGAGAUUGCUCCUGCUGGAGAGUACAUUGCUCUUCCUGUCCAAAGAGGCUAUAACCCGGGCCGCCUUGAGCUGUCGGCACAAUAAGCUCUGUACAUGGGCCCAGUUGAUUAACCAGUUGUGGAUCACGGUCCCAAUAUGCCUGGUCCUGUCGGUGCCAUGCCUCUACAUCUGGCUCAACUGGCUAUCGACCGUGGAUGAACAGUACUAUGUCCAAUACCGUUUCGGUUGCUUUGCCAUUGCCUUUGCCUGCAUCAUAGAACUAACCGCCGAAGCGCCCAUCUUCGUGUCACAAGUUUUCUGCUUCGUGAAGCUCAAGGUGGUGAUGGACACAGGACAUAUCUUUAUCCGUUCGUUUGUCUUCAUAGUGCUGGUUAUGCUGAAUAAAAGCAUAACGAUUUACGCUUUUGGGAUUGCACAAAUUAUCAGCGCCAUAACGAUCAUCGUGGGAAAUUAUGCCUUCUUCCAUCUGUACAUACCGCGCUUGAAACAGUAUCGCAACGAGAUGAAGCGAGUAGACGACAAGUAUGAGCUGCGGAAAACGUUCGGGAACUAUUACGAAAAUAUGGAGGAUUUCCCGUUUUCAUCGGUGAAGGAUAUGUUACCUGGUGUUCUUCCCAAUUCGGGCUCCAAAUUCAACACCGAUCUCCAAAAGCUGGUCCUAAGCUUUGCCAAGCAAGGUAUACUCAAACAGGUUCUCACUGAAGGGGAAAAGUACGUGAUGUCGGUCAGUCCGGUGUUGACCUUCAGUGAGCAAGCAACGUAUGACGUGGUUAACAACAUGGGCAGCUUGGCCGCUCGAUUCAUCUUCCGUCCCAUUGAGGAUAGCAGCUACUUCUACUUUACCCAGACGAUAGCUCGAGAUGUAAAACUACAGGAACAGAAGCGCGAAAAGGUGAACGAAGCUUGCCAGGUGCUAUCGUAUGUUUGCAAAACGGUCACAUCGAUUGGACUCAUUGGAUUCGUGUUCGGCCAGAGCUAUUCCGGUACGUUACUGUUGCUCUACGGCGGAUCGGAAUUCGUGGAGGGAGGUCUUCCUGAGCUGUUGCUUCGAUGGCACUGUUUAGCGAUAGUGCUUUUGGCUGUGAACGGUAUCACCGAGGGAUAUAUGUUUGCCACGAAUACCUCCAAGCAGAUCGAUACCUACAACUACUAUAUGGCAUUCUUUUCGGUAGCGUUUCUGCUACUGUCCUACCAGCUGACGAAUUGGUUAGGCCCCGUUGGGUUUGUGCUGGCCAACGUUUGCAACAUGAGUUUUCGUAUUAGCUACAGUUUGUACUACAUCCAAAACCAGUACAAAGAAAUCGGACGGAGUCCGUUGCGGAGCUUCCUACCGGGACCACUUUUCCUCACUGUACUUGCACUUGCGGGCUUUGCUUGUAAGCUGAGUGAGUCGUAUUUCUUUGGACGAUCGAUUUUAUACCAUAUUAUGGUAGGCGCCCUGUGCACCGGGCUGACAUUGAUAACCUGGAGUUUUGAAAAUCGCGAGCUUCUCCGUACCGGUCUAACCAAGUACAGAGAGCGGAAACUCAGCGUGACGAGUGAUACGAAUUUAAUAAAUUAGAUUUUUUACGGCAAUGUUUCUCAAGGUUGGUUGUUUUCAAUCAGUGAAAGCGAUCAUUCGCUCCUUAUACCGGUUCGUUAUCAAGUAAUAUUUUGGCGGUCA